Alosa sapidissima (American shad) is the source of this 3896-nucleotide messenger RNA. RefSeq names its product RAS-like, family 12 (gene rasl12). Lineage: Eukaryota; Metazoa; Chordata; Actinopteri; Clupeiformes; Clupeidae. Gene Ontology annotation, molecular function: GTP binding; GTPase activity. The coding region runs from base 560 to 1327 and encodes 255 amino acids. The record is from RefSeq and is a predicted model, not a curated record. The transcript is spliced from 5 exons.
UGUAAAUGAUUAGAGCUGAAUAGGCUCUCCUUGCCACUUAAUGCACAGCCCAUUCAUUCAAACAAAACUUUGGGAAUUGACUUUACGCACCCAAACUCGCGUGAAUGAGGAUAUGCGCAGCUCAGAUUUCUACUCGGUUUUCUGAAUGUUAGUUCAGGGAUUCCUUACAAGGACUUGGGGAGUCAUGCCCUGCGUGUAGGCUAAGCAUCCGGACCCUGAAGCACAUCUGAAAUUUCCGUCAAAGCCACUCUGCGAUAUUGUAGUUCCUCGGGGAAAUGGGAACUGAGGCCAGGUUCAUAUUCUUAGCCUACAACAUGUAGAAUCGGGUUUGUUUUCAACUAACUUCACGCGUCUUCAUGCUCUUCCGUUAGCAGUAGUUUCAAUUGUUUUCUGUAUGCAACAGAAGACGAUGCCCUGCAUAUUUUUAUACGAGUUUAGCUAUGAUCGCCUCACAGGUAGAUAGAAUUGUCUAUCGAACAAAAGCCAUGGUCUCCGUACUCUGCUGUUCUGUCAUCAGCUCGUUUUGUCUCGCAUCCCUUGUGUGUCCACGAUAUCCCUGAUGUUUGGCAAAGGCAGAAGCUGUAAUAUUUCCUCCGUUGCGGAGCGGGGACCUGCAGAGAUUAAUAUUGCCGUUUUGGGAGUCACUGGAUCCGGAAAGUCAGCGCUGAUCGUCAAGUUCCUCACCAGGCGCUUCAUCACGGAGUAUGAUCCGAACUUGGAGGACACCUAUACCUCGGAGGAGAUGGUGGACCAGCAGCCGGUCCUCAUUAAGGUCAUGGACACUGCUGACCAGGACGGGCCCGUGAACUGCGAGCGCUACCUGGGCUGGGCGAACGCCUACCUGGUGGUGUACAGCAUCGGCGACCGCAGCAGCUUCCAGGGCUGCCAGUCGUACCUGGAGACCCUGAGCCAGAACGCCAAGGGAGGACACCAGGAGGCUCCGGUGCUACUGCUGGGCAACAAGCUGGAUAUGGACAGAUACAGGCAGGUGAGUAAGUGUGAGGGCGCUUCGCUGGCCGCGCGUUUUGGCUGCCUCUUCUUCGAGGUGUCUGCCUGUCUGGACUUCCUCUCUGUGCAGCACAUCUUCCACGAGGCCGUGCGGGAAGUGAGGCGCGAGUCCGAGCGCUCACUUCCUGUCCGCCCGCUCUUCAUCAGCGAGGACCGCCCCCUCCUCGGCCUUUCCUCCCAGACACAGGUAGCCCCACCCUGCUUUAAGGAAAUGCCCACCCCUGCCACGGCCAAGCUGGUAACGGUGAAGUCCUCCAGGGCCCAGAGCAAACGGCGAGCCCCCACACUCACCCUGCUCAAGGGCUUCAAGAUCUUCUGACUGACUCUAUACUGACCCCUAGUGGAGACAGAGGUGCCACGCUCACCCUGCUCAAGGGCUUCAAGAUCUUCUGACUGACUCUAUACUGACCCCUAGUGGAGACACAGAGCUGCCACGCUCACCCUGCUCAAGGGCUUCAAGAUCUUCUGACUGACUCUAUACUGACCCCUAGUGGACACACAGAGCUGCCACGCUCACCCUGCUCAAGGGCUUCAAGAUCUUCUGACUGACUCUAUACUGACCCCUAGUGGAGACACAGAGCUGCCACGCUCACCCUGCUCAAGGGCUUCAAGAUCUUCUGACUGACUAUACUGACCCCUAGUGGACACACAGAGCUGCCACUCUCAUUCUGUUCAAGGGGUUCAAGCUCUACGAGAAGGGUCUGGUCGCAUCUAGCACAGUGGAUCUACACACAUGCGCUGAUCUUCUUGCUUAGCUAAUAGCUGAAACUAGUUUAGUUAGUUUAGUAGCUGGUGUGUGUUGUGUUGUAUUUUAUACAGUCUGUGGUCAGUCAGUUUCAGUCAGUUGUGUCCUGAAUUUAUUUAAAAAAAAAAGAAAAACAAUUCAGAGGGGAUUAUAGCUGCGAUUACGACCACAUUUGACAAUGGUGGGACAAAUAUCUGUUGGUCCCUGACUUUUCCUGAAACUGUAAUUGUCAGACUCCAAUGAUUUGAAAAGUUUCAACUCCUGCGCUGUAUAGGCGGACAAAGGUUGCCCAUCGGAUAAAAAGUUUAAGAACCACUGGUCCAGAUAAUGUAAACACAGAUCAUCAGAUCUGUCUGAGCGAUCCUUUUGUGGUAGGCUAGGUUAUGUGCUAUAGUUUGCCAUGAACUGAGGAGUUGUUAACUCUGACUAUCCUUCGCUUUCACAUGAUAUAUGAACAUAUACUGUAAGAAUUUGUUUUUAAAGGUUGACAAGUCAUUGAAUCCAAACAAUUAUAGCUAAAAAACAAAGUCUGCACAUGCCUGGGUAACCAGUUUGUAACGCUGUCGAGCGAUUCGUUAAACCAAGUAUUUUCAUCCUUUCUCUAAAGGACAAUUAAAAGUUAGUGUAAGCUAUUAGCUAAGUAGAACAUCAGCGCGAGCGUAAGUUAAAUAGAAGAACAUCCGCGCAUGCGUGAGUUAGCUGGUAGAUCCGCUGUGGUAGAUCGGUGGUGGGAGAACGGUUGCUGUAUGUCUGCGGCUCUGCAGCCAAAUACUAGUGGGAUCUUCUGACUGACUGAUUGACUAAACACUGCCCCCUGUUGGAUAAACAGAGCAAACCCUGGGGGCCCCCACACUCACCCUGCUCAAGGGCUUCAAGAUCUUCUGACUGACUCUAUACUGACCCCUAGUGGACACACAGACCCACUACAUUCUCCCUGCUCAAGGACUUCAAGAUCAAACACCGGGCCCCCACCCUCACAUUGCUCAAGAGCUUCAUGAUCUUCUGACUGACUGACGGACGAAAUGCCUGCAUACUGACUGCGUACCCCUGGUGAUCAAAUGGAGUGAAGGCUAAUCCCCCACACACCCUGCUCAAGGACUUCAGGGUCUUCUGAUUUACUGUGUUCUGACUGACUGCACACUGCCCCCAGGUGGACACACUGAGACGGUGCAUCUAGAGGAGUUUUCAGGGGAGAUGUCUGCUGUCUGCUGUUUGUGUGAACCAGGGCCUGCAUGUUCUGUCAGCACAGUACUGAAUGAACUCACUAAAUGAAUGAGACAGAGAGAGAGAGAGAGAGAGAGAGAGAGAGAGAGAGAGAGAGAGAGAGAGAGAGAGAGAGAGAGAGAGAGAGAGAGAGAGAGAGAGAGAGAGAUUUGGACAGAAAUUUCAGUGGCGCGCCAGUAUGGACAGAAUCAACAGUUGCUCUUGAGGACUUCUUCCAGUGGGACAAAAUGGACACUAUUCUCCAGGGAAAUAACAUUCACCACAGCAUAUGGAAAAGAAAUACGAUGUUUCGCACAAAUAGCCACUACCUAACCCCUCCAAAGGGAUCCUGCUGCAAUGCACUAGUUUCCCACCAGAACUUUGGAAUGACAGGGCCCUCUAGAGGGUAACAUUUACAACUACAGUUACCUAUUGUGCACAUGCACAUUAGUAAUGUGUGAUUCAGAUGAUCACAUUCAAUUGAAAUACACCCACUACAUGUCACCUCAACAUAGUCCAUACCAUUUCAUGUCAAUUCUUUGUUUAUUUGUUUUGUUGACUAUCUGUCACAAAAGAGUCCAAGACUAGAAAUCACAGAUGGUUUUACACACCAUUUAGUCUUGUUUGUUUUAUUUUCUUUAUUAAAAGGGGUUGUAGCAGGGAUGCUACAGAGUCUGAGUGUAGAAGACAAUAACAGUAAUAAAGUCAUGUAUACAGUGCUGUUCUAGGAUAAGCACAAAGUGCUUUACAAUGGGGACAAAGAAAGAUUAAAGGCUGAUGAAGGAGGACCAGUAAAGACAAUAACAGAUGACUACUGUAAAAUAUGCUGGUGUGAUCAAUGAUUUUACACUCUAGAGUCUAGAGUGAGUCUUAAGACAUCAUACAUUUAUUAGACCCUGUACAGGAGUCCCUACCCAUCAGGAAUAAAUGAUUUUAAAUA